CGACCCAUCCCAGGCUCCGAAAAGGGAACCGACGCCGCCCCUUAAGAGGAAGAGGGGAAGGAGAGCGCACGGCCGGGCGGCUGCGAUCCCUCGCGGAGCCAAAACCCAAAGUCCGGCUCUUCCCACCAAGAACUUCGCGGGUCCCGAAGCGCUUCUGGUGCCGCCGCAGCUGGCAAGGCGGAGAACUUCCAGCACCCCCCUCCCUCCCCUCCCCCGCUGCCCCUCCCCACACGCCCCUCCGGCCGGCCCAGCCGCGAGUGCCGGGCACCCCGCGACGCCUGCGCUCUGGCCGAGCCUCCGCGACUCCUCCCUCCGCCACUCGGCCCCGCUGGCGCCCUUGGCCGCUCCCCGGGCGGUUAUUCAAAAGGAUUGCGAUUUGAAAUAAUGGAUGAACAAUCACAGGGUCUGCCAUGUCCUCCUGGGUCUCAGUUUCAACCACAGAAAGCCUUACGACCUGACAUGGGCUACAAUACUUUAGCCAAUUUUCGGAUAGAAAAGAAGAUUGGCCGUGGACAGUUCAGUGAAGUCUACAGAGCUACAUGCUUGUUGGAUGGUGUGCCAGUAGCUUUAAAAAAAGUGCAGAUAUUUGAUUUAAUGGAUGCAAAGGCACGUGCGGACUGUAUUAAGGAAAUUGAUCUUCUUAAGCAACUGAACCACCCCAAUGUUAUCAAAUAUUAUGCAUCAUUUAUUGAAGAUAAUGAACUAAACAUUGUGCUGGAAUUAGCCGAUGCUGGAGACCUUUCUAGGAUGAUAAAGCAUUUCAAGAAGCAGAAGAGACUCAUCCCGGAAAGGACAGUUUGGAAAUACUUUGUUCAGCUGUGCAGUGCCUUGGAACAUAUGCAUUCCCGGCGUGUCAUGCAUCGAGACAUCAAGCCAGCAAACGUAUUCAUUACUGCUACAGGAGUAGUAAAACUUGGAGAUCUUGGAUUGGGAAGAUUUUUCAGCUCUAAAACCACAGCUGCACAUUCUCUAGUGGGAACACCUUAUUACAUGUCUCCAGAAAGAAUCCAUGAAAAUGGAUAUAACUUCAAAUCAGAUAUCUGGUCUCUAGGAUGUCUGUUAUAUGAGAUGGCUGCAUUGCAAAGCCCCUUCUAUGGUGAUAAAAUGAACCUGUAUUCUUUAUGUAAAAAGAUAGAACAAUGUGAUUAUCCACCCCUUCCAUCAGACCACUACUCAGAAGAACUCCGGCAAUUAGUUAACAUCUGCAUCAACCCAGAUCCAGAGAAACGACCAGAUGUAACCUAUGUUUAUGAUGUAGCAAAACGCAUGCACGCCCGCACAGCUACCAGCUAAGAGAUUUGCCCCACAGGAGGAACACAAACAAGUUGUGAACAUUUAAGCACUGAUAUGCUUUCUGCCCAAUUUUUUUUAAAUUGUCUAUUGCUUUAAAUUUACUCAUGUGUCAAAGUUAUAUUAACACCUUUGUUACAUAAUUUAUAAGUAAAGGCUACCUUGUAUUUUUUAAAUUUUAAGUAUAAGAUUUUAAACAUAGGUAAAUUGUUGUUACAACUUAGAGUAAUUGCACUUCAAUCAUAUAAUAUACAAUUAUUGAAUAAAGGGGAAACAUUUUUAUAUAGUUUUAACUUUUGUCUACCAUGUCUGAGUUGCAAGUUUUCUUAGGAAGAUAACUGUUUAAUUCCUAUAAGCAAAGUGGAUAUGAUGAAUAUGAUGAAAGCAUAACUACUGAAUUUAUUAUCCAUUAGUAAAUUUAUUGCUGGUUUUCUUUCUACCCCUCUCCCAGGAUUUUUAAAAAAAUAUUUUUUAAAAAAUAAUGUAUAGUUUUGCUUGUCAAAAAAUGUCUAUUUAUUUGACAUUGAGCUUUAAGGCAGUUUUUGAAUGUGAAAAUGUGGCUUUUUCAACUGGGUUGGGUUUUUUUUUGGGGGGGGGGCAUAUUUUUCCAUACUGGGAAACAAAGAAGAAGAAAUCUGGUCAAAUUGUUUGUUAUCUAGUCUUAUACUAUAUUAUAACCCCAAUCCCUAAUUUUGAUUUCAAGAACUGAGAGAAUUUGUACAAUGUCUAGGAGUUAGAAUUAAUUAGAAGGGAUUAUCAGGGUAGAAGGGAUGUUGAGGAUUAUCUGGUCCAGUUCCCUGCUUCAUUUGUACCACAGGUUGUCUCUGCUAUCACACUUAAUGGCUUAAAUCAGGGGUGUCAAACUGGCAGCCCAGAGGCUGGAUGUGUCAUGCACAGGCCACACCCACCCUGGCUCCUCAAAGGCAAAAAAGGUUGUGAUGUGUCACAUGACACAAUUGAGUUUGACACCCGUAGCUUAAAUAGAAAGCAACAUUUAACCACUCCAAAAUCAGCUUGUUCCAUUGGCUUAAGGUUCAAGCUUGUAGCUAUAGUGUAAUCAUUCUCCAAAUCUGUGGCUACUAAGGGUAAGCUCCAGUUAUAAAUUAGUUUUCAUGUCAGUAUUAUAUUGCUAAACACAUAAAAAUUAGUGGACUAGUAGAGUAAUUAACUUUGGGCUGGAUGGUUAUGUGUGUUUAAUUGCAUUGGCAGAGAUGACUCCAAGAACCUAAGAGAUUGUGGUUUAAAAGAAAAUUGCUUUGAAGAACAGUAUUUUCUACAACAUGUACCCAUUGGAUCUUGGAUGAACCAAGGACACGUCCGGAGCUGUGCAAUGUAGUUUCUUCAUAGCAACAUCCAGCCACUG
This is a messenger RNA of Thamnophis elegans (Western terrestrial garter snake), 2653 nucleotides long. RefSeq names its product NIMA related kinase 7 (gene NEK7). Gene Ontology annotation, biological process: protein phosphorylation. The record is from RefSeq and is a predicted model, not a curated record. The transcript has 10 exons. Lineage: Eukaryota; Metazoa; Chordata; Lepidosauria; Squamata; Natricidae. Gene Ontology annotation, molecular function: ATP binding; protein kinase activity. Bases 385 to 1293 code for a protein of 302 amino acids.